CGUGCGACAUUACUGCGUUCGAAUUUCAGUCGCCUCAAACCGCAUUUUCAGGCAAAGCAGUGCGUAACUCGGCAUCUUUCAGUGCUCAGACAAAAUGUGAUUAGUGAUAAGAAAGUGCUGAAAUGUGUCCCAACUGAGCGGAAUUUUUGGCAAAAGCCCAACGACUCAAAUAUGGCCACUGCUUGAGCCCACUAUGACGUACAUCACUGCCACCCUUACCAUAAUCAUUACGUUACGCUGUGCCCUUGCGGACUACGCCCACACCUACGUAAGGGAGAACACGACCAUCCUGACCCUGAAGCAGGGGUACCUGCAGGGCGUCGUCGUGGCGUUCCGCACCAACCGAAACCUCCCCCCUGUGGAACAGUACAAGGGGAUUCCCUACGCGGUGCCCCCCGUGGGGGACCUCCGGUUUAUGCCUCCGGGGAGCGCCCCCGGAUUCGGCCGCGGAGUGAAAUACGCAAACCGCUUCGGGCCGGUGUGUCCUCAAAAAUUCCCGGACACGGCGAAGAUGACUCCGGAACGGAGGGCCGAGUUUUUGAGACUGCAACAGUUUUUGGGGCAUCAGAGCGAGGAUUGCCUCUAUUUGAACAUUUACGCGCCGUAUCGAGGUAAUUCCGGGAGUUACCGGAGGUAUCCGGUGAUGGUUUUUAUUCAUGGAGAGUCGUUCGAAUGGAAUUCCGGGAAUCCUUACGACGGCAGCGUUUUGGCAGCGUAUGGGAAAGUGAUCGUGGUUACGCUGAACUAUAGAUUGGGUGUUUUAGGCUUCCUCAAAGUGGGCAGCGGAGACUACUUGAAGAGCAACUUCGGAUUAGUGGAUCAGAUAGCGGCGCUGCUCUGGGUCAAGGAGAACAUCGCCGAGUUUGGCGGUGAUCCCGACACUGUUACGUUGUUCGGACACGGAACGGGCGCGGUCUGCGCCAACUUACUCAUGCUCAGUCCGGUCAUCCAGCAGGAACACAACAAAACUCUCUUCCAACGGGCGAUUCUGAUGGGGGGCUCGGCCUUGUCGGACUGGGCCUUGGUCAGCAAGCCCCUCCACGUCACUUUCCAGGUGGCCAAUGCCCUCAACUGCCAAUUCGGCAAAGACUUCGCUGACUGUCUCCGUCGACGGAGGCUCGACGAGAUUAUGACAGCCGCUGAAGUCUCAUCUCCGUAUCAAACCGUCUUCGGACCAGUCGUCGACGCUGUGGUCCUCCCAAACGAGCCCAAGGAACUCAUGACGACUUACAGCGACAUUUUCCGAAGGUUUGAGCUAAUGUACGGCGUGACUGAGCUCGAGAGCAUCCACCUCCUCCCAGCCGACGCUCUCAAACUGGGAAUGCUGGAGAAGGAUCGUGACCAGGCAUUGAGGAGGUAUCUGGAGUCGCGCUGCGAGAUCAAGCCGGAUUGGUGCGUGACACGCACGCUGGCUGAGUACACACAACUGGAUUUCAUGGAAGAUGAGAGUUUUGGGGGCUACAGAGACGAGGGCUUUGACAAGGCGUCGGCGGCGCGGGACGCCCUCCUGGACAUCUUGUCGGACGCUCGGACGGUGGCGCCCAUGGUGCAGAUGGGGCAGUACCACUCGGCCCUCAACAGGGGCUCCUUCUUCUACGUCUUCACGCACAAGACCAUGUCCAAGGAAUAUAUCAGAGACAAGAGCUACACCGGGGAAGAGUUGCCAUACGUGUUUGGAGUUCCUUUGGGAGGAUCCAGGUUCCACUUCACUGAUUAUUACACCGAGAAAGAGCGACUUUUCUCCGAAGUAAUGAUGACCUACUUCUCGAAUUUUGCAUACACGGGUGACCCGAAAAUGCCACGAAAAAAUGAAUAUUACACUUUAAGUAUCAACGACUGGAUCAGUUUUGAUGUGGACUGGCCACCGUUUGAUUCCGACCAACAGCGGUACUUACAAUUGGGAAUUCCCCCAUACACAAUGAGCCACUACAGACACGACAAAAUGAGAUUCUGGAAUGAAGCCGUUCCGGACCUCACUACAAACAUCACCACCCCACUUUUGAAAAAACCCAUGCAAACACCUCCAAUUUCACCUCCUCGUAAAACACCGCCAUGGAUCCUCACACACCCUCCUCGUACAACAACAUACGUUGACAAAUACGAGAAUUUCCACAAACCGUAUUAUGGCGUUGUACGAGUCACUGGUACUUCUCCGCCUGACAAUAUCAUGAAUAACGUGGUCUAUGGUACCGAAAUCAAGUCACCAAGUCCCGUCUCGGAACCUGAGAGUAAGGGAAUUUCGACCACUGUGACUAUAGCAAUGUGUUCGAUUUUCCUCCUCUCCAAUCUCUGUCUCUUUGUGGUUUUGUAUCUAAUGUGUUAUCGAAAACGGAAGCGAAACGGGCAAAAAACCGACGAAAAUCCCGUCGCUCCGGACGAAGAAACGGGGAAUAAACUCAUGGACGGGUGCAAUUUAAUGAAGAUUGUGUCAAAAUCGGAAAGAAGUGAAGACACUUAUGAAGCAGUUAAAUCGCACCAAAGUGGCGGGAGAUUCAAAGUGGCUCGCCAAAUGUCGAGUAGUACCAUCGAUGCCCAUACGAAAGUACGCGACUGGAUUACGAACGAAAUUGUCUACAAGUACAGUCCUGGAAUUUUGCGACGGCCGAGGCAAAAUCAAGACAAAUCGCAAGAGAGUAAAGUCCAGAACGAGGAGAAAAAUUCGACUUUGGGGCGCAGUCCCACACGCCCUGUGAGUCCAGUACUUGCGGAGGAACCGCCCAAGACCCGCCCUCCGCUCGUUAAAUCUUCCAGUAUUCCAGUGCAGAAAAGUCGAGUUGAGAAAGUAUCAGUUGCCGUAGAUGCUACGCCUUCAGGAAGAGGGCCAAGUGUUCUAGCCCAACAACCAAUCGAAUUGACUAAAUCCUUAGACCGGCCCAACUUCGACACGCCUCUUCGCCGGUCUUUAACUUUGGAAGAUUUCACCAUAAUUCAGCCAAAGCAAGAGUUGAGGAAAAGUACUACAAGUAUCAAUUUAAAGUUCCCUCAACCUGACUCAACUGUGGUCCGUAUUGAACACGCCCAUUCGAAAUCCGACCCAGUGCAGGAUUUUACGCCACGGAAAUUACUGACUUUUGAUCCGAAUUCCGACGUUAAUGUGACUAGUCGAGAAGAGGAGGUGAAGGUGCCACUCACUCCGGAGGAGUCUCUGAUGACGAUCAAGAGACGAAACUUCCCGAAAGUCCUCCCGGAUUAUCCCUCUCGUGACGCACUGGCGAAGAAGAGGCGUUCGAUGCCCGUCUCACAUCUGGUGUUUUCUGCAAUUCCUGAAUUGCCCCGGAAACCCGGAAAAUCCUUUGGUAGGUUACCCCCGGCCCCGCCUUUGAGAACCACUUCGACUUUGACUCGGAAAGCUCCUAAUCAGACGCCAGUGUGCCAAUCAGCCCCGAUGCUAGCUCAAGAGCCGCCGUCUUCGCCGGAACCGGAAGUUGCUUGUAAUAAUUUGUACGUGGGUCCUUUGAUCCCUAAGUUGCACAAGACUGAACUGAGUUCGUCCGAGAGUUCAAAGUUAAAUACGCAGCCGAUUUAUGACAAGUUGCGAGUGGCUAGAGGGAGUGAAAAGACGACUAAAGGGAUUGCUAAGACUAUUAUCACCACUGACCCGAAUCAGCCGAUUAAGAAGGUCGAACCUAAGGUUAUUAUCAAGCCGACGAUGGCGCGGAAUGUGAGUGACCCCAAAAAGCAUAUACCGAGGGUCGUGUUGCGGGAGGACGAGGAGAAGAAGCCGUCGUUAAUCCCGACGCUUGUUAAGGGGAAAGAGUCUUCGAGUGAGGAGUCGACUCCUUCGGAGGAGUCAGACACCGGGACAGUGGUUAAGAGAUUGUGACUUAUUAUUACAGUAUUUAAGCAGUAUUUAAUUGUGUUCGCGACUUUUGUAUGUGCAUAAUAAAAAGAUUUGUAGACCGA
Molecule: messenger RNA, 3903 nt
Organism: Tribolium castaneum (red flour beetle)
Lineage: Eukaryota; Metazoa; Arthropoda; Insecta; Coleoptera; Tenebrionidae
Product: neuroligin 1
Exons: 8
Coding region: 194-3823 (1209 amino acids)
Biological process (GO): modulation of chemical synaptic transmission; postsynaptic membrane assembly; presynaptic membrane assembly
Cellular component (GO): postsynaptic membrane; plasma membrane; cell surface
Molecular function (GO): signaling receptor activity; neurexin family protein binding
Source: RefSeq, a predicted model, not a curated record